This is a messenger RNA of Hemicordylus capensis (graceful crag lizard), 1780 nucleotides long. It is a transcript of the gene SERP1, whose product is annotated as stress associated endoplasmic reticulum protein 1. Gene Ontology annotation, cellular component: endoplasmic reticulum. The record is from RefSeq and is a predicted model, not a curated record. Gene Ontology annotation, biological process: endoplasmic reticulum unfolded protein response. The transcript has 3 exons. Bases 229 to 429 code for a protein of 66 amino acids. NCBI's taxonomy places the organism in Eukaryota, Metazoa, Chordata, Lepidosauria, Squamata, Cordylidae.
GCCUGAGGGGGGCAGUUGCUGCUUACGCGGCGGCUGGGCAAGAGGGAGCCCGAGAGGUGAUCUGCCUGUCACGUCAGCGCCUUCCUCCUCCGUACACUCGCGCGGCAGCGGCGGCGGCGGCAGGGCCGGAGUCCAAGCGCAGCUCCGGGCGGCGGCGGCGGCGGCAGUCGUGCCAGUGACAGGCGGCGGCGCAAGGCGUGCAGGAGCGAGCCGGCAGAGGCAGCAAAGAUGGUGGCAAAGCAGCGGAUCCGGAUGGCUAACGAGAAACACAGCAAGAACAUCACGCAGCGCGGGAACGUGGCCAAGACCUCGAGAAACGCCCCCGAGGAGAAGGCGUCGGUGGGGCCCUGGUUGUUGGCGUUGUUCAUCUUCGUGGUGUGCGGAUCGGCUAUCUUCCAGAUUAUUCAGAGUAUCAGGAUGGGCAUGUGAAGGAGCUGGUCUUUAAACAAGAUGGUUACAUUUCUUCUGUGAACUAUGAACUCUCAUUCCUGAUGUUUGAUAACUUGGAAUUUAAAUCCGUUGUCGUCUUGCUUCUGAAGAACUUUCCAUGUUGACCAUAUGUCAUUCCAGGUUCCUUUACGAGUCAUUCCAGGUUUUCUAGUCCAUGCCACAGUGCCUUGAAAAGCACCACAUGUAUAAAGCAAUAAAGAGUUAUUGUUAACUUACAAUCGUGGACCUACUUAUUCUGUGAAUCAAACUCAUGCUUUAUGUUGAGGUAUUAAAGUGUAAGCAGUGUAGAUACUUAGUGAUUGCAUCAUAUGUAAACACUGAUCUUUGUUAAUUUUCUGUAUAAAUGGAAGUGGUUUUAUUUAAAAUGGAGAAAAAGCUUCUCAAAUAGUAAUUGUAUGACUAGAUUCUAAAGCAUAGUCAUGCAACUCAGUUAACGGAUGUGUGCUAUGGGUAUUGCUUUAUCUGAAAAGGACAUCUUAUGUAUGUGUAGCUUAGUUUUACUGUAGCAUGUGGCAACUCAAUAACUCUCAAAUGGUUACAGGUAGAAGACCUUAUCCUAUACUUCUUGGGAAAUUGUUUAAGAAAACAAUUUAGUGUAAAACUAAUGGCUUUUAAUUGGCCAUUGAUUACAUACAGAACACUCUCUUCAGUUUUAAAGUGCACCAGAAGUUUCACAAAAUGCUUAGCUGUUGCCGUGUACUGUAUUUCAGUGUCAGUGUUUUUUUAUGCUAUCAUUCCUGUGUUGGGUGAUCCAUACUCCUAGGCAUAACUCAAACUGAAGAUGGGGUAUGAGUGCAAAAUACCAUCUGGUGAUUUGUGUGCCAUAAUACUAUAUUAUUCACUAUAACUCAUCCAGAUAGCACUGGCAUGCAUGCAGCCUGAAGAGCACCCCGUUCAGCUAACAAAGUUAGCAGGUUAAAAACAUACUGCUGAAUCCAAAUUUUUAUAUUGCUCUUACUCAAGCCUUUUUUCUUUACAGCAUGGGCAUUUUCAUAGCAUUCAGCAGGAAGAUAUAAGAGCAAGUGGGUUAAACUUUCACAGGGUAGUAGACAUAAAAUUAUAAUGUACUUGCCAUUAUUAACAUCUUGUUGCAGAGCAUAACAAGGUAAAGAUGAAGAUGUUUUCAGGGAAUGUCUGUUUAAGCAAGUAACCUGGACCACAGAAAUACACAAUUUAAAGGGCUGUGUGAGUGAAAAGUUAACUAGGCAUUGUUGUUGAUAGGUAAUUAGAAGGCUAUAAUUCUUACCCUUAGCUGUCAGCACACUCUGUAAAUCAGAAAUGCUUGUUUGUAAUCCAAUAACUAUUUCCAAUAAAUUACUUUAAAAUCUGA